AUGACUGACAGGGACAGGGAAAAGGGCGCACCGACUGCACAGGUAUCCCAAGAGUCCCAUGUAGUCGAAGAGAUAUUAGAUAUCCAGCCGUUCACUAACAACAAGCGUUUGACUAAUGAAUUCAAAUUGGAAGAGACCUGUUUGGGCGCCGGUAGUUUUGGUGUCGUCAUUAAAGGCACUAAUAAGAUCGAUGAAAAGCCGUACGCCAUUAAACUCAUUUAUUUCGUCGGCGCUGAGGACACCAAGGAAUGUCUGCACGAGGAGUUUAAACGCCGGUUGAAUGAGAUCCGGAUAUGGGCUAAAGUGGGCGGGAAUACAUGCGUGCAAUACCGGAGCUCUUGGCUGGAAAGCGAAGAUGAGUCCCGGAAACGGUUCGUGAACUACGCGUCCAAAAGCGGGGACUACGUGAAGAGCUUAUACGACGAGGUCCUCAACUUCAAGCACUUCGCUAUACUUCACAUACAAAUGGAUUCCUGUUUGUUUUCACUCAAAGAGGUUUUGCACAAAAUCCGCGACCAUUUCGAGACCGCAGGCAAACGGCAACUCCUGCCGCCCGAAGGCUACUAUAUCGCCGCUGAACUGCUCGUCGAGAUACUACAGGCGCUCCAUAACCUCCACUCACUUAAUAUCAUACACCGGGAUGUCAAGCCCAGCGAUGAGGACACCAAGGAAUGUCUGCACAAAGAGUUUAACAAACGGUUGAAAGAGAUCCGGAUAUUGGAGAAAGUGGGCGGCCAUACAUGCGUGCAAUACCGGAGCUCGUGGCUGGAAAGCGAAGAGGAGUCCCGGAAACGGUUCGUGAACUACCUGUCCAAAAGCGCGGACUACGUGAAGAACUUAUACGACGAGGUCCUCAACUUCAAGCACUUCGCUAUACUUCACAUACAAAUGGAUUUAUGUUUGUUUUCACUCAAAGAGGUUUUGCACAAAAUCCGCGACCAUUUCGAGACGGCAGGCAAACGGCAACUCCUGCCGCCCGUUGGCUACUAUAUCGCCGCUGAACUGCUCGUCGAGAUACUACAGGCGCUCCAUAACCUCCACUCACUUAAUAUCAUACACCGGGAUGUCAAGCCCAGUCAUAUACUGAUUAAGUAUGAGCCCGACCAGAGGUUCAUCCGGUUGGCCGGAUUUGGAUUGGCGGUUGAGCAUAAGUACAACGAACAGUCCCAUACGAAAUGUUCCGGAGCUGACCGGUAUAUGGCACCGGAAGUCAAGAAUAGCCGCAGAUAUAACCUGAAGGCAGAUAUCUAUAGUAUGGGUGUUGUUAUACAGGAGUUGUUUAACUUCGACAUCAAUACCAUUGAGAAAGCAAACAAUGGUUACCAGGUUAACUAUGGCAAACUGACCGAGAUCACCAACAAGUGUCUCAACGGCCUGUACACAUCCCGGCCCUCGUGUCAAGAGAUGCUUAAAUCGAGAGCUGAGUGGACUCUACCUUACAGUCAAAUCAAGGAUUUUAUUUACGAAAGCGUCAAAACUGCGGACAAACCCUUUGACCCCAACAAUGAAUUUAUUCAGUAUUUCCUACGAAUUAAUAUCACAUGGCUUAAAGAGAUUGCUCAGGGUCUCAAGUAUCUGCACACUCAUGAGCCACCGAUUAUGCACCGAGAUUUGAAACCGGAAAAUAUAUUCAUGGCUACUGUUAAGCCUAAUACUGUGCUGUUGAAGCUUGGUGAUUUUGGUCUGGCUAAAAUACAAGCUGUUGCCUCGCAAACUAAUACACGGAAAGUGGGAACACCUAUCUAUAUGGCACCGGAAGUGUGCGCCGAAGAGGACUAUAAGAAAUAUGACAUAAUGUGUGAUAUGUAUAGUCUCGGAAUGUUUAUCAAAGAGUUGUUUAACUUUGAUUACACUGAAGAGCAGCAAUCAACUCGUAUGGAAAAUGUGCAAGAAACAAAAGAAAAUGAUUUACACAUUGAAGAGGACGAGAAAAAAUCGCUGCAAUUACUGCAGGGCCUGGAUAACAAUUACAUCAUUAAAUACUAUGGCUCGUGGUUUAAAACAAACCAUAUAUUCAUUCAAAUGGAGUUAUGCGAGUGCACUCUAAGGCAGCUCAUUUUGAGCAAGGACAAACUAUUCGACCGCAUACUUAAUUCUGAGCCUGGUGACUUGGAAUUUUUUAUCAGUAUCACAUGGCUUAAAGAGAUUGUCCAGGGUCUCAUGUAUUUACACAAACAGGCAAAACCUCUAAUUCAUCGCGAUUUAAGACCAGAAAAUAUAUUCAUGGCUUCUUAUGACGCGGAUAGUAUUUGUUUGAAGCUUGGUGAUUUUGGAUUGGCUCGUAUACAGGACAUUGCGUCCAAGAGUAAUAGCCGGGGUGUGGGUUCGCCCCAGUAUUUGGCACCUGAGAUAUGCGCCGACGAAGACUAUAAGAAGUAUAACGUGUCGGCCGAUAUGUAUAGUCUGGGAAUGUUUAUCACGGAAUUGUUCAAGUUCGAUUAG
Oppiella nova is the source of this 2442-nucleotide messenger RNA. The record is from the annotation of a GenBank genome assembly. Lineage: Eukaryota; Metazoa; Arthropoda; Arachnida; Sarcoptiformes; Oppiidae.